AUGUCAGCAAUAAAGGAUCUUCCUUGUUCGCUGCGUCAGUGCUUGUUUACAAACACAGGAACUAAGUACUACGGGGAAGACUUGCCACCGUAUAACGAAAAGGAUGUGGCCGAAACCGCGCACAAACACAAAGAUAACGGCGUUACCGAAACAGUUAAAUUCGGUGACCUUUACGAACGGAAGCUUAUAGCUGUACAAACUCCGUUGCAUGAAUACGUGCUGGAGAGAUGGUACUCGCAACGCUGUAUCGUUAUUGGCGAUGCGGUCCACAAGUUCAAUCCAAUUAUUGGUUUAGGCGGUAUGUCAGCAAUUGAGACAUGUGCCGCUCUAACGAAUGGCCUGGUUUCUCUGCUCGAAUCUCACAAGGAUACCAAAAUUCCCUCGUCUUCUAUCGAGUCUGUCUUCCGAACCACCCAGGAAGUUCGCAAGCCUCGCGCCACUACUCUAGUGGACGUCUCGAGGAAUAUACAGUACAGAUUCGCUAUGGAAACGCCGUUGCUUAAGUUUUUCAAUCGGUACUACUUUCCAGGCAUGGGUUCCAGAUCAGCGUUGCGAUUGCUUUCGGAAGCAUAUCCAGGAGCUGCCAGUGUGAAGACACUGCCCGUACCAAAGCAACCACGUGCUCUACCGUAUGAAGACGAGCUUUUGCAACAACCUGUUCCUAGGAAUGCGUUGCUGAGUAGAAUUACUGUGGUUGCUUUGGUUGGUAUCUUCUUGUUCCGUUGCAAUGCAGUCGGGACAAAUGCCUGGCCGCUUCAGGAUGGUUCUGGGUUUAGAUUUUUAAGCUUGAAAAGAGCGCUUUGGGAUUUCCUCACUGGCUUCUCAUCCAAAACAGGAAGCAACUUGCAAGCAAGCUACUUCUUCAUCUUAGUGACCUUUCCUCUCAUUGCGAUUAUUUUGAUUGAGAGCUAUCGGAAGAGGAAUACAUGGUCUUCAGUUUGGUGUUCCACGUUAUGGAUUACUGCCGCCCAACUUUUUGGUAUUAGUACUGUUUUACCGCUGUAUAUCCUGGCUUUCUUCAACGGUUCAAAAGGUACAGCCUACUGGAUGCCCGCAGAGCGUUCUAUCUCAAAGAUAGCCGGCAAAACUCUCUUGAUAUCUUUGCUCGUUGGCCUCUUUUCGCCUGCUGUAUUUACAGCUUUGUAUGGCGUUGCUGAGGUUCAGAGGGCCAUUAGUUUGUGGCAAGCCACACCAAUAUUAGUGAGUGUGCUGUGUUCACUACUCACAAAACUUUUCGAUGGCCCUAUUGUCCCGAAAGAUGACAAAGCUCCAGUGGAAGACUAUCAAGGAUAUGACCUGCCGUAUACGAGGAUGUUGUAUAAGAUUGUCUUCUUCGUUGCGUCUGCAGCUCAUUUAGCCCUUGUGUCGGGAAUGGGCAUUUUGAGUCGGAGUUGGGAGAACAAAGCUUUGGGGUACGAUCUUCUUUCCGUUGCGCUGACGGUAAUUAUUUGGGCGGCUAUGAAUGUUCAGGAUAUGAAGCGGGUGGGCAUCUCUUCGCUGUCAACUUGGAAAUCUGCUGGCCUUUUGCUCGGAAAUCAGUUGUUGAUUGGGCCCGGGGCCACAACGGUGGCGUUUUGGAAAUGGCGCGAGGAGAAGAUGGCAAAGCCCGAGUUGAGGGUUUUGUAGUGUAUGCAAGGUAUAUAUGUGGGGUCCCUUGUGGC
Messenger RNA from Aplosporella prunicola CBS 121167, 1661 nucleotides. RefSeq lists its product as uncharacterized. The coding region runs from base 1 to 1626 and encodes 541 amino acids. NCBI's taxonomy places the organism in Eukaryota, Fungi, Ascomycota, Dothideomycetes, Botryosphaeriales, Aplosporellaceae. The record is from RefSeq and is a predicted model, not a curated record. The transcript is spliced from 4 exons.